ACCUUGUCUUACUAUUAUAUGACAGAUUUGUGUUCAAAUUGAGACCUACUGGAAAACACUAAUGAUAAAUAGCAAAGCUUUAAGGACUGAAAUAAAACUGAACUCUUCCUAUAGUCGAGUUAUUGACCAAGGCAUGAUAAACAAAUGUGCUCCUCUUAAGGUGGGCUGCGUGCGCACGGUCACUACACAGUCUGAUCUAAGUUAAGCGCAAGCCACACGCAAAACUCCAGAGGUCCGCACAUUUGUAGCCUAUUUUGGUGAGCAUACCAACAUUUUACACCAUUUUACCCGUGGCAAUUGGGGUGUGAACUGCUUCGUGCUCUGAUUCAACACCUUGAAGUCAGGGUUAUCCCUAGCAUUUUCAGUUCAUAUGUGGAAACAUUUGGGGAAACACCGAACGGACCGGCUUCCUUUUCAACGUUGUCUGGGUGAAUAAUGACGGAGUAUAAGCUGGUAGUAGUGGGGGCUGGUGGUGUGGGGAAGAGCGCCUUGACAAUACAGCUCAUUCAGAACCAUUUUGUUGAUGAGUACGACCCUACAAUUGAGGACUCCUACAGGAAGCAGGUGGUGAUUGAUGGAGAGACGUGUCUGUUGGACAUCCUGGACACGGCAGGACAGGAGGAGUACAGUGCCAUGAGGGACCAGUACAUGAGGACUGGAGAGGGCUUUCUCUGUGUCUUCGCCAUCAACAACAGCAAGUCAUUUGAGGAUAUCCACCACUACAGGGAACAGAUCAAGAGGGUUAAGGACUCAGAGGAUGUUCCCAUGGUCCUGGUGGGGAAUAAGUGUGAUCUUCCAUCUCGGACGGUGGACUCCAAGCAGGCUCUGGACCUCGCCUGGAGCUAUCGGAUCCCCUUCAUAGAAACCUCCGCCAAAACCAGACAGGGCGUUGACGAUGCCUUCUACACACUAGUGCGAGAAAUCCGCAAACACAAAGAGAAAAUGAGCAAAGAGGGCAAGAAGAAGAAGAAGUCAAAGACGAAGAAGUGUAGCAUCAUGUGAAGAGGACGAGUGUCGAGGUGAACCACACUCCCAUGCACAAACACACACACUAUUGCAGUAAGGACGCUGUCGGAGAACACCAAAUUAAAAACAAACUCUUUUUUUUUUUUUGUCUUCUUGAAAUGCCAAAGUGUGCUUCUUAAUAAGUGUGGCAUUACUGAACUUCACAAAAAACUCAUCCAUUGUAAAGUCAUCCAAGCACCCCAGCCAACUGCUGCAUCAGUUUCCCCUCGGGGUGUUUCACCUGUGUCUGUCGGAUGGUUGUGUUCAGUUGUUACCGAAGUCUUUCCGAAAUGGACAUGGAGUCUCCUCUCUAUUGCCUGCAUCAUGUGCGAUCACUGUCUCCUCUCCUGAGUCUUCCCCUCACAAGGGAGGUUCAAGAGUCUAGCACAUAUUGUCCACUGUCUUCUCAAACACUAAUUCCCCUCACUGGAGGCUGGGAAUGGCUACUCAACUCUGACGCUGAUUAUUGUGAGAGGGCGUUCCCUGUCAAGAACUGUCCCGCCUUUUACAGCAAUCUACUGGAAUCGGACUAUGACGGAAUACUGUACCAUUCCGUGGGUCAACUCUCAGUGCUUCAUGAGUAAAGCCACUGGACAAGAACUUUAAUGGACAGCACCAGUAUGUUAUUUUUGCGUUGUUCAGUGAUUGAGGACAUUGCUUGCUUGAUCCCAGAGUAACACGCUAAGAUCCCCUUAUCUUUGUGUUGAGUACUUCAACACCUGACAGAGUUUCACAAUGACAACGUUUUUUUUUUUUUUUUUGUCGUUUUUUAUGUGUGAAACUGACAUGUGAGGUUUUUCCAAUUAACACUUGGUCGCUCACAAUGUAGUGAGCAAACGCAGAGACAUUUAUUGUUUGUUUUUUUAUGUUUUUGCUAUUCGAUUCCUGCAACAGUGCACAAGCCUUUAUGUUGAUGAUGUCAUGGAGCAUUCUUUUGUCUGUGCCAUGCCUAAACUAACAAUGCUGUAAAAUAUCUUAACUAAAACUGCAGGGGAUCGUUGUACAGUAUCGCAUUUGUCUACUAUGCUAAACAGUUAUAACCUGUUUGUAAAGGUUUCACUGAGGUUUUGAUUUGUUUAUGAGUGGUCCUUCUAAUCCUAUUUUCUCACUAAAUUUAGAGUGUAAUCUGGAAUUGACCCCAACAGCAUUAAUGUAUAAAAGUACCAAUGUACUUUCACACUCUCAAAUGCAUUGAUGGUUGACGUUUUGUACAUAAAUGUAGUUGUUGUUUUUCAUUGUUUGUUUGGUUUGUCACAACUUUGUGUCCUGAAUGGUCUAUACUUAAAAAAAGCACCUGCACCUAAUGGUCAUGAAUACAUUACAUUCAGUUUUUUUCAGUUAGAAGUGGGAAUGUGAAGACUGACUAAGCUGAUUAUGUUUUUUUGUUUUUAAAUGUCUCUUAGGCUAACACCAUGCGUUGUGUGAUAAGUAACAUUUACAUUGCUAUAUUGUUUGUUCCACACCUAUCUAAUAUUGGUGCCAUUAAUAAAACUUUUAGAACAGUUGAUUAUUU
Molecule: messenger RNA, 2518 nt
Organism: Sardina pilchardus (European sardine)
Lineage: Eukaryota; Metazoa; Chordata; Actinopteri; Clupeiformes; Clupeidae
Product: GTPase HRas-like
Exons: 5
Coding region: 436-1002 (188 amino acids)
Biological process (GO): Ras protein signal transduction
Cellular component (GO): plasma membrane
Molecular function (GO): GTP binding; GTPase activity; GDP binding
Source: RefSeq, a predicted model, not a curated record